Bradysia coprophila is the source of this 1235-nucleotide messenger RNA. RefSeq names its product oxidoreductase NAD-binding domain-containing protein 1-like. Lineage: Eukaryota; Metazoa; Arthropoda; Insecta; Diptera; Sciaridae. Gene Ontology annotation, molecular function: oxidoreductase activity. The record is from RefSeq and is a predicted model, not a curated record. Gene Ontology annotation, cellular component: mitochondrion.
AACAAGAGUUUAUUUGUGUAAAGGAAAUUCUGUCGUUCUCAGUUCUUAUCUUUAUAAGAAAAACUCUUAAGUUACUUAGCCAGACAUUAUUACAUCGAAAUCGCCGUUAUUGUCAGAGCUUCUUAUCGCAAUUAUAGAUUAUUGUUACCGAAUAAAAUUCAUACAAACUGCUUGGAGUGUUUUCUGAUCAAUUGGUAUAAUUUCCUAAACGAAGGCAGAAAUGACGGACAUUGGCAAAGAAUCACCUAAAUAUGAUCACAUUCAAAGGACUGGGAAUCAACAACGAGAACCAGAGAUCAUUAGCAUGCAAAUUGUUAGCGUUUCGAAUGUGUCUCCAACUGUGAAGCAUUUGAUUUUACUUACGACAGAAAACCCAGUUCCAAUUUCAUUUAAAGCGGGACAAUGGGUGGACAUGAUGAUACCCGGAGUAGACACUGUGGGAGGAUAUUCAAUUUGUUCAAGUCCAGCACAUCUCCGUGAAACUGGCGAAUUUUCUUUGUGCGUUAAAAAUUCGGAUCAUCCACCUGCUCAUUGGGUGCACAAUGAAUGCAAACCGGGAUGUACAGUUUCCAUACGAAUAGGAGGUGAUUUUUUCUUAGACACCAAUGUCACCACGACUGGAAAAACCAUUCUAUUGGUUGCAGGUGGGGUUGGAAUUAAUCCACUAUUCUCGAUCAUCACCCAACUUAACGAACAUCAGAAAAGCGUUGGCAAUCACAUUGCAAAAUAUUGCCUAAUGUACAGUGCCAAAACGGAAGAUGAAUUAUUGUUUAAGGAUUCUCUUGAUCAGAUUGCAUCGCAAGAUCAAACAUUUAGCGUUCAGUAUUUUUUAACAGACAACGAAGUAGAAGUGAAAAAGUGUCAUCAAGAGGAUGUAAAAUUGGGUCGGAUAACCAAAGCGGACAUAGAAAGUUGCCUGACAAACAAUUUGAAUGUUAAUGUUGGAUCCGAAGAAGCAAACAAGCAGACAAUAGUUUACUUAUGUGGACCACCUCCGAUGAUAGAACAGGUUCGAGAAAUAUUUAGCGCCUUGGGAAUCGAGAAAGUGUUUUACGAAAAGUGGUGGUGAUUUCAAAUUGAUGGUUUGUAGUAUUCUCUUCGUCGCCACUGUCGUUUUAAGUUGCAAGUCAACAUUUUUUCUACAUUAGUUACACGGGUUUUCCAUUUAUUGAUCGCAGUUUUUGACGAGAAAUUUUAUCGAAAAACAGUAGUCCCGCAUGUCGUUCAAUACUUUC